Molecule: messenger RNA, 5547 nt
Organism: Notechis scutatus (mainland tiger snake)
Lineage: Eukaryota; Metazoa; Chordata; Lepidosauria; Squamata; Elapidae
Gene: WWC1
Product: WW and C2 domain containing 1
Biological process (GO): regulation of hippo signaling; cell migration; regulation of DNA-templated transcription
Cellular component (GO): cytoplasm
Molecular function (GO): kinase binding; molecular adaptor activity
Source: RefSeq, a predicted model, not a curated record
ACAGCCGCGGGCGGAGCGGUUCUGCAAGACUCUCUGGCGAGGAGCGCUCGGCACCGGAGCCUUGGCUAGCUGGCGGCCCUACUUUCCCUGGAAGCAAAAGCCCGGGAAAAAGACGUGGGCUUGACCUCUCUAGGGACCCGCGGCUGCAACAACCCCGACCCGCCCCUUCUCGGUGGGAGGGGGUGGUCUCCCUCUGAAGAGAGAAGCGGGGAAGAAAAAAAAAAGCCGCCGGCUCGUUUAUUGAAGGAGGAGGAGGAAGAGGAGGAGGAGGAGGAGGGACGGACGGCGGCCAACCUGGGCUGUCGCGUGUUGCCUGCAACGUUCGAAAAAGCUCUUCUCUCCCCUGCACGCGCCGCUCCUUCCUCCUCGCGCCGGCUGAGGAUGCGAGGUGCCCGCCCGGCCGGCUGCUUCGCUCCCGUUUCCCUGCUCGCUGCGACCCCUCGUCCCAGCCCGCCGUGCCAGCUGCUGGGCUGGGCGGGGGGUUGCUGAACUCUCUUUGCAUGGGGUGGCCGUCGCCUCCGCCUCCGGCCUCGGUCCGUCUCUCAGCUGCUUGCGCCUGCUGCCGGGAACGAUGCCUCGGCAGGAGCUGCCUUUGCCCGAAGGCUGGGAGGAAGCUCGCGACUACGACGGCAAAGUCUACUACAUUGACCACGCCACCAAAACCACCAGCUGGGUCGACCCGCGGGACAGGUAUACUAAACCACUUACCUUUGCUGAUUGCAUAAGUGACGAAUUGCCAUUAGGAUGGGAAGAGGCCUAUGAUCCCCAGGUUGGAAUUUAUUACAUUGACCAUAACACCAAAACUACCCAAAUAGAGGAUCCUCGGGUGCAAUGGCGGCAGGAACAGGAACACAUGCUGAAGGACUAUCUUAUAAUGGCCCAAGAAGCCUUAACUGCACAGAAGGAGGUUUACCAGGUCAAGCAACAGAGACUUGAAUUGGCCCAGCAGGAAUACAAGCAACUUCAUGAUGUCUGGGAACACAAACUGGGGUCUCAGACCAGCUUAGCCUCCAGUUCAUCCUCUAGCUCAAAAUAUGAUCCAGAAAUUCUUAAAGCUGAAAUUGCUACCACAAAAUCUAGGGUUAAUAAACUCAAAAGAGAAGUUGCUCACAUGAGACAGGAACUCCAGUAUAAGGAACAUGGUUUUCAAACACUGAAGAAAAUUGAUAUGAAAAUGUCUGAUACCCAAGGUGGAUAUAAACUUGAUGAAGCACAAGCCAUUUUAAAUGAAAUGAAAGCUAUCAAGAAAGCUAUCACUUCAGGAGAGCAAGAAAAGCAAGAUCUUAUUGAGAGUCUUGCCAGACUAAAAGCUAAUUUUGUGGCAAAUAAAAGAUCACAUUCAGACUUGUGGACCAAUAGCACUUCCUUGGGAAGUUGCCAUUGCCCUAGGACGUACUUGGAUGCUGGCUCCCAAACAGAUGUUUCUGGAAAUUUUUUUGUGAACUGCAAUAAUCACUUGGCUGAGAAAGUAAGAGUGCGUCUUCAAUAUGAAGAUGCUAAGCGAAGAAUAGCAAACUUAAAAAUACAGCUGGCUAAAUUGGAUAGUGAGGCCUGGCCUGGUGUGCUUGAUUCUGAACAAGACAGAUUAAUGUUAAUAAAUGAAAAGGAAGAACUUCUCAAAGAAAUGCGGUUUAUUAGCCCAAGAAAAUGGACUCAGACUGAUAUAGAAAAACUGGAGAUGAAGAGAAAACGUCUAGAAGAAGACCUUCAGACUGCAAGAAAUACACAGAGCAAAGCUUUAACAGAAAGGUUGAAGUUAAGCAGUAAAAGAAAUCAGUUGGCUCAAGAACUAGAGGAAACAACACGAUUAGUAGCAGUGUUGCAUGUGCAAUUGAAAAAUUUAUCCUCUAGCAUGCUUUCCUUGUCUUCUGGCAGUAGUCAUGGCUCCCUUGCAUCCAGUAGAGGAUCUCUGGUCACCUCAAGCCAGGAUUCUUCAACUUCAGCCAGCUUUACAGAUCUGUUUAAUGAACGGUUUGAACAGCUAGACUCUGAAUAUCAGAAUAAAAUGGACCUCUUGCUUUUGGAGAGAACCACUGGUUUUCGACCUUCAGGAUGUAUCACUACUAUCCAUGAGAAUGAAGUAGUAAAAACACAGAAAACGGAUUCCACAAGCCGCUUGCAGAUCUUGAGAUCCUUGUCUGGAACACCCAAAUCCUCAACAUCUUUAUCUCCAAGGUCAUCUCUUUCAUCUCCUUCUCCACCAUGUUCACCACUAGUGACAGAUCCAUUCUUCAUAGGAGAUGCCUUUGUGAAUCAUGCAGAUUUUGAAGAUACUGAAAUAAGCAGUGGACUUGUUGAACUCUGUGGUCUAAACUCUGUAGGUGGUAAGAAGUACAGAGUGGAAGAUUCUAGAACUGGGGUCAAGCAUUUGGACCAAGCUGUAAAUAUGAUUGAAGGAUCCGUACCGAAAGUGGCAUGUGUUUCAGCUGCAGUGUCAGAUGAGUCAGUUGCUGGAGAUAGUGGGGUGUAUGAAGCAUCCGUGCAAAGGCCGUGUAGCUCAGAAACAGCGACAUUUGAGAAUGAUGAUGCAGAUGCCCCUAUUACACCUAAAGUUCAAGUUUCAAUGAAAUAUGAUGACAAAAAUAAACAAUUUGCAGUAUUUAUUGCCCAGUUGAAUAAUGUACCUGCUCUUUUACCACAGCAAGACCAGAAAGUGAGCAUUCGUGUGGCUGUUCUUCCUUCAUCUGAAAGCACAAGCUGUUUGUUCCGUACAAGACUCAUGGACGCAUCAGACACUCUCACUUACAAUGAAUUAUUUUGUGUUGCAAUCCCUCAUUCAGUUUUGCGACAGAAGACACUAAGAAUUGAUGUCUGCACUUUAGAUAAAUUCCACCUUGAAGAAUGCUUGGGAGGUGCACAAAUUAGCCUUGCGGAUAUUUGCAGAUCAGGGGAAAGGUCAAUGCGCUGGUACAAUCUCCUCAGCUAUAAAUAUCUACAAAGGCAUAGUUGUGAAAAUAAGCAAGAGGAUACUUGUUCUGAGCUACUCUGCAAUGAGAAAAUGGACUCUGUAUCUGCAUUGCUAGAACAAACUGUUGUUGAACUUGAGGCAGUAGAGAAAAAACUAGGAGAAAGUACUUUAUUUACUGAUGAAACCUGGCAAUAUAAGGAAGAUGCUGAGCAGGAUGGUAACAGUGAAACUGAAAAUGGUGAGACUGAAGCAGAGGAAGAAUUUUAUGGCAGAAGGACUGUGUGGGCCACUGAAGAGAACUUGCUACCUUUGUUGCAGGCUGAAUCAGCAACCAUCAAGGUGGAUAAAGAAACCAACACAGAUAGUCUUAUGCAAUCUUCUCCAGUAGUUCGUCCCAAAGAUAAAAGAACACCUAAUCCUUUACAAACACCCUUCGUUAGAGGCAGCACAAUCAUCCGCUCCAAAACUUUUUCUCCAGGACCACAAAGCCAGUAUGUGUGUCGGCUUAAUCGUAGUGAUAGUGAUAGUUCAACACUAUCUAAGAAACCACCUUUUGUUCGGAAUGCUGUUGAGAGACGAAGUGUCAGAAUGAAACGGUCUUCUGUUAAAACUCUUGGACCUGAGCGUUUGAUCCGUACUUCUCUCGACCUGGAAUUAGAUUUGCAGGCGUCAAAGACCUGGCAUAGUCAGUUGCUGCAAGAGAUUUCUGUCCUCAAACAGCUAAAGGAACAGUUAGAGCAAGCUCAAAGUCAAGGAGAAAAAGAGUUACCCAGAUGCCUAGACGAGAAUGAGCAAUUCAGGAUGUUAAUGAGACUGGUAGAGAAAAAGACCGUAAAGGCUGGAUGUAAGUAUGAACGGAAGGCUGAUAAAAUGAUGAGGGCAGCUGCUAAAGAUGUGCAUAGAUUACAAAGGCAGACCCAAAAAGAACCUCUGGAGGUGCAGUCAUUCAGAGAGAAGAUGUUGUUUUUCACACGACCUAGGAUAAAUAUCCCAGCUCUCUCAGCAGAUGAUGUUUAAUGUCUAUUUAAGUAUUUUGUUCUUAAAACCACUUCUGAAAAGUAUAUGUCAUUCACUGAGGUUUAUUUAUAUCAUAUUAUCAUUGUUAGUACAUUGAUGGCUUUAUCAGUUCUAGGGCCAGAUUUUUAACUUCUUUUUUUUCAUUGCAAAUGCCAGCAUUAAAAUUACACUAUCAUAUAGUUUGUAUAUUUAGCUAUGCAUUUUUGAAAUUUUUUAAAAAAUGAAACAGUAUAGCUCACAAUGCCAUUUAAAUAAUAUUUACAUGUUGACAUUUUGUACAGCUUCGCUUUUUUUAAAGACAGGUUUUGCUGAAAUAAAUUUUGAAUUUGAAAAGGAUCUGACAUACAAUUCUAAAAAAUUGGACCCCAACUCUUACAUAACUAGGUUUUGCUAAUUCAAAUAUUUUUAUAUCAAAUAAAGGAUAAAAGAAGCCAUUUUAAGAGUUAAAAAUGAAUGCUCUGUUGAGCUGUGAAACACUUCCAUUUCCAUCUAGGUCAUAAAAAUGGGUGUGGUGUUUAAAUGCCUACUGCACUUUAAUCUGGAGAUUGUUACUUCAUUUCAUUAUGCUGUUGUCCUGUAAGAGUCCCCAAAGCCCUGUGAAUCCUGUGUUAAAAAGAGAGUUACAGGAAACAUAUAUCCGUGGCUACAUAUUUGGCUUGAAAGAAAUAUUAAAAGCCAGCAACUAUUUUAAAUAAGCUAUAUCUGUCUUAAAAUUAUUUAUAUUUCUUUUAGCAAAUAAUCUUCAUAUAAUCAUGCCAGUUUACAAUGAGCAAUCUUAAUAUGUACAAAUGCUUUCUGUGUUGGUCUUUUUAAAAACUAAUUUAAAUCUAGUAAGUUCUCCCCAUUCUUCAGUGAGGGAGUAUUUAAUCCGAAAGGGUUUUCUCUGAUUACUAUUGAGACCAUCUAUUUGGAUAUCGAAAACAAUAUCCUAGAAGAAAACAGCAGCAAAUCACUGUCUUGCUCCUGCUGAGAAAACUACACGGACAGUUUCCAGAAGCAUUUUACCUUCACCAAACAGCCUGCAAUAAAAACCUUGGUUUAAAAACCUGUAAUCAUGUUUAUAACCCAGUUAAUCACAUUGCUUGUAGUUUGUUUAUUUCUCCCCCCCAGUUUGUUUACUUUAAUAAUUGUGUUAGUUUUUUUUUGUUUUUUUUGUGCACACCCAAGCACUCUGCUCUGCACUUUCAUUUUCAUAUGCCCAUCUUUAAAUAUACAGUAUGCACAUGUACACUUAGAUGUAGAACUAGACAUAGGUUAUUGAACUAUGUAGGCAUCAAUUCACUAUGAGAUGCAUAUGAGUGCCAGUUUGGUCUAGUUCUAAGGCACCAGGCUAGAAACUAGGAGAUUGUGAGUUCUAGUGCUGCCUUAGGCAAGAAAGCCGCCUGGGUGACUUUGGGUCAGUCACUCUUGCUCAGCCCAAAUAAUAGGCUUGCUGUUGUAGAAAAAAUAGGAAGAGGAAGGAGUAUUAAAUAUAUCUGCUGUCUUGAGUUAUUUAUAAAAAUAAUAAAGUCCUGAUAAAAAAAAUAAUAAUACCUUUUCUAGUCACUUCAGGGGAAAAUAAUGAAAGAAUCAAUUGUCUUAUUUUUUAAUAAUUAGUAACUGCUAAUUAUCAAUUUUAUUGA